CAUUUCAAGAUAAUUCAUAGAUGCAUACACAUUUACAAUCGCAAAAAAUUUUCCCAGUAAUUUGAUGUGGUCUACAUCAAUGAUUUAAUGCAUUUGUAAAAUAAAUUGUGACAAAUGACUUACAAUUUUAUUGCUAAGAUGUUGUUCAAGCAGCGGUGUACUACCUAUUUAUAAUAUAACACUCUUAAUAACUUAUUUAAACAUUAAUAACUAAAUUAAAAUUUAUUAACCGUGAACACAGGCAAUGGAUACUGCAAAACUAUUUCCGCCAAAUUUAUACAACAACAAUAUACGAUCCACAAUAAUAUCCAUUCCCACACAUAUGUCGGCGAACUUGGCAGCACUGUAAAUACCAAAAUCAGCUGCUGCUAUCAGAGAAUGUAGAUUAUUUUUGCUUGUGAAAUACGCGUAAUUUUUGGCAACAAUUCUAGUUCAUAAAAAAAAGUAUUGAAAAACAAAUAAAAUGACUGAACCAUCUACGCCAAACACACCUGGAAGCCAAGCGCUUGUGAAACUUAAGGAGCGUGAUAAGAGUUUGCAAGACUUCAAAGUACCUCUGUCCGGAGCAGUGCGCAAAAAAACUAAACAAAAAAUACUCACGGAGGAAAUGUACAUCGAAGAGCUUUCUAAAAUUAUUCAACGGGAUUUCUUUCCACAUUUGGACAAAUUGCGUGCACAGAAUGACUACUUGGAUGCGAUGGAGCGUAAAGACUAUGCACAAAUGGAAGCGAUACGUGCGAAGUACAGUGGUCGCAGACCGACCGACAGGAGCUCUAUGUCUCCAGCUACAUUUGAGACACCGGCAAGUGCGAAUGGAAAUGUGACACCACGACAUGGGAGCAAUGAUAAUGCUUCAGACACACCCAAAUCCACUCUAUCAAUUUCUUCUAAAACAUCUAGAAUAGACGACGAAAAUAAGUCUAUAGCAGACAAACAUUCAUUGGAUUCGUUUUUACAGCAUUACACUAGCGAAGACAAUUAUAGUUUUCAAGAAAUCAUAGACACUGCUGACGAGAAAUUGCGACAAAAGUUUGCCGUGCUGUAUAAUGAGGAAAAGUUAUCAGCCGAUAAAUUAGCACGCGCUUUAACUUUGCCAUCAAUUGAAAAACAGUUUGAAGAACCGGAUCCUUUACGAAAGAUUGAAACUUGGUCAUACACAAAUAAAAACUCCAUUAUGUACAUCCCCGAUGGUGUAGAACUUACCGAGAUAGAACGUGUGGAAGCUGCAAAGCGGCGCGAAAUAAUAAAGCACAACGCUACACGGCUUAAUACCAAUCCUUUCGUUGAAACACCUAAUCAAAAGGCAAACAACGAAUUAGUAAAAACCCAAUCGCAAGCACUUAUGAAUAAAAUCGGCUUAGAUGGAAACGUCAUAACACCGGGCAACGAGAGUGAAGGCCCUCAAGUGCGUGGCUUUAAUUUAGUAAAAACCCCUUCUCCACGUCCAGGUGAAGCAUUUUCACCAAUCAUGACGUGGGGUGAAAUCGAAGGUACACCCUUCCGACUCGAUGGAUCUGACACACCAGUACGUCCAAAUGUCGGCCCUGCCUUCACAAUAACUGAAAAUUCACGACGUGAAAAUAUUGCUUUGGCAUUGGCAGAAAAAGUAGGUGAAAAGAUGCGUGCACAAAAGCAAAGGGCUGCUGAUACAGCGCGUAAAAAUAUUAAUUCACCAUUUAUACGUUCAAAUAUGGAGCGAUUGGCAUCAAUGUCACCGGCAGCAAGACGAUUAGCCAGCUCCAAAUUAGGUUUAAAUACAACACCGCUUAUGCCCACACCACAACGUACACCAGGCAAAGCUAUGCAGAGGGCCGCACCAAUACCAAGAGCUGUGAACUCCCGUAAAACGCCAUCAGGUGGCACUAGCACAAACUCCGCACCAAACACUCCGAAACAGAUUAGUAGUGGCAAAUCCACACUAACCGAUGAUUUGCUGAAAAUUCCUACAAAACGAUUGCGUGCCUCAGAUUUCUUUUAAACUACUGCAUAUUACGCGGAAUAGAAUGGAAAUUAUAUAAAUUAAUUUCCAAAUAAACGCACAGUAGCGUGUAUGUGGUAACAUAUGUCAGGUUUACACAAAAAAUACUAAUAGUUUCAUAAGCAUAUUUGAUAGUAGAAAUAAUUAAUGAAUAAGUAACGAUAACUGAUUAAAAGAAAAAUCUUAAAACUAACCUAUUGUAAAUAUAAUUGUUUUAAUAAAUAAACACAUUUAUAUUGAGUUCCCAAAA
Bactrocera oleae (olive fruit fly) is the source of this 2228-nucleotide messenger RNA. It is a transcript of the gene Es2, whose product is annotated as ess-2 splicing factor homolog. Lineage: Eukaryota; Metazoa; Arthropoda; Insecta; Diptera; Tephritidae. Gene Ontology annotation, cellular component: catalytic step 2 spliceosome. The record is from RefSeq and is a predicted model, not a curated record.